Messenger RNA from Staurois parvus, 311 nucleotides. The record is from the annotation of a GenBank genome assembly. NCBI's taxonomy places the organism in Eukaryota, Metazoa, Chordata, Amphibia, Anura, Ranidae.
CUGCUUUGCAUCCGCUGUUCCUCUGCUCUCAUCAGCCUUCCUGGCAGCAAUCUCAUCAGCAUUCCUGACAGCAAUCUCAUCAGCCUUCCUGGCAGCAAUCUCAUCAGCCUUCCUGGCAGCAAUCUCAUCAGCAUUCCUGGCAGAAAUCUCGUCAGAUUCCUGACAGCAAUCUCAUCAGCGUUCCUGGCAGCAAUCUCAUCAGCUUCCUGGCAGCAAUCUCAUUAGCUUCACUCAGCUGCAGCUCUGGUUACUGAGGGACGCUCUCACACCUGGAUGUCAUCAAAUUCUCAGCUCACACAGCCCCUUAUUCA